AUGUCAGCUGCCGAUGUGGCAUUCUUUUUGCAGAAAUCCCCCGCACAGCGGCGCCCGGUCUGGAUUGAGGGGAUAAUCCAUCGAGCCCGAGCUCCCACUCACAUCACCACGGCCACCGCUUGCGCCGGAGCUGCCCCUGCUCGCACCGCCGCGGCCUCUGCUCGUGGCCUCCACCGUCUUCUUCGGGGCCUCUGCACAACGGAAGCGCCUCCCUCCCCCCUCUCCCCGUCCGAGCUCAACGCCAUCUCCACGCUCAUCCCGCGGCUCAUCUCCGAGGGCCAGGUCCCCGCCGCCGGCCGCCUCCUCUCCGCGGCGCUCCUCCUGCCCGGCUCCCCGGAGCGCCUCCCGUUCCCUCCGCUCGCGGAGCACCUCGCCUCCCUCCCCACGCUCACCUCGGCCUUCGCCCUGCUCACCGCGCUCCUCCACCACCCCGUCCGCCCCUCGCCGCUCCCGCUCGCCACCCCGCUCCUCGGCCACCUCCUCGCGAUGCGCCGCGCCCACGAGGCCGCCUCCGUGCUCCGCUGGCUCUGCCGCCCCGACUCCCCACGCCGGCCCGACGCCGCCACCUACGGCAUCGCCGUCGCCGGGUUCUGCAGGCUCAGGGACCCCAAGAGCGCGCUCGUCGCCCUCGGCGAGAUGGCCUCCGACGGGGUUCCACCCUCGCUGGAGCUGCAGGAGGCGGUGCGGGAUGCGAUGCUGCAGGACGCGAGGAUCGAGGAGGCGUGGGCGCUGGAGGAGGCUAUGCGGCCGCCGGAGUCCAAGAAGACGGGAACCAAGGCGGCGCGUCAAGAGAGAGAGCUUCGGGUGAGAGAGAGAGAGAGA
Molecule: messenger RNA, 822 nt
Organism: Triticum dicoccoides
Lineage: Eukaryota; Viridiplantae; Streptophyta; Magnoliopsida; Poales; Poaceae
Exons: 1
Molecular function (GO): protein binding
Source: RefSeq, a predicted model, not a curated record